Molecule: messenger RNA, 7267 nt
Organism: Caenorhabditis auriculariae
Lineage: Eukaryota; Metazoa; Nematoda; Chromadorea; Rhabditida; Rhabditidae
Source: the annotation of a GenBank genome assembly
AUGCGUGGGUGGUUGGCUUUCUUCUUGAUCGGCGCCGUUUUCGCCGCUUCUCCUCGAAGAUGCCGUCCUCGCUAUUUGGAAACCAAACAGGCGGUUCGUUCAUUCUUCUUUUUCCCAUUCUUUCCACGUUGAUUUGUUGAUUUCCAAUUCUUUUUACGUUGAUCUUAUCAGUUUGCAAGUGGCUCAAUUAGCUAACGAUGGAAAUUGUGGUGAUCAGAGAUUGCCAUCGAAACAAAGAAUGUCCAACAACCAAGAAAGCGAGUCAUAAAACUGAGCGAAAAUUUCGAUAAGCCGAGAAUUUAUUCUGGAACGCUUCAUUUUUGAAUUUUUGACCUUUUUAAUUUUUUUAUUUUUGAUCAGUGAUAUUUUGGAAAAACUUAAGUUUCGCGGUUUUUAAGUCAACAGAAGUUUGAAAAAAAAUUUCCACCUGGAUUCUGAUAUUCUGAAAGUUAAGAUUAUUUUUUUAAAGUUUUUUUGAGUCCGAGUCAUUAAAAAGAUUAAGAUGACUUUGCUAAAAAAAAAAAGUAUAUUGAAAUUUGAAAAAGGAAAAUCCAAUUAAAUUUUUUUUUCAUUUUUUAUUGUCACAUUCUACCUUCCUUUCAAGAAUUUGACCUUUAACAGAUAGCUUAAAGAAGCUUUUUAAAAAAAUAAAUUCCAAGAAAAUUUUUAGGAGAGAUCACCAGGUUAAGAUCUUUAGGUACCCCUGAAAACUAUUUGAAGUCAUAAACGUUAUUAGUUGCCAUAUUUCAACAAAACCAUCAUCGUUUUGUAUUUUUUUCCAGCUCAAAAAAACUCACAAAGUAAAGGGAAAACUUUUUUUGUCUCGUAAAAAUAUAUUUAAAAAACCAAAGAAAGAUAACUUGUGUUUUUUUGCAGCCUGAAGCGUUUGCUCGACAGCCACGGCGUUGCCCGACGACGACGUCGCAAAUCGGCGAAGAAUAUUGGUCGACGGUGGCUCCAGAUGGCGUCCUCCGCGGAGGCCGCACCGUCAACGACUUCCUCGUCAUUCCGCACGACAAAAACGACGGCCAACACUACAAUCAGUCUUACAUCGGAUUCUGGUGGGUAGCCUGACCGAGCGAACAGAAGAGAAUGAAAAAGUUGAAAGUAAGACAGAAACUUAUCUUCGCUGAGCACGUUCAAGUUUUUAGAAAGUAGGUUUUGAAAUCGAUGAACGCUCUAGCAAGGAGGAUGGAAAAAAUUUUAAAAGCUUUUUUCUGAGGUUUCUAAAUGUUGAUGGUUCGAAUAAAAAAGCUCAGAAACCAUUUUUUUUUUUAGGAUCACCCGCACUCGAUACGGUCCCAACGAGCACUACGAAGCUUUUGGCCACGUUUUCAUCAAGGAAGAAGCUGGCCAGCAGGCAUUUCUACCUGGAUUAUUCAAAAAGUAGCUGGCGAAUUCAGAAAAUCUGCGGCUGGUUCGUCGGUCUGAACAAGGAGGUCGUGCAGCUCUGCUCGGGAUUCAGAAUUUUGAGUCGCAGCAGCCGAAACCCCAAUGAGGAAAUUCCGUUAGUUACGAAGAGAGCUGAAAAUGGAACAUUCGAUGUUUUGAAGGUUCGAAUGGGCUCAAGGCGCAAAUCUGCGCGACAGAGAUACUGUCGGUUUCCACCACCAUCGCAUUGCCAAAUACGAGGGAGCUGGGGAUAACCACCAGGUAAAAGAUGAAGGAAAUGUCUAGUCUAGAAAUAAUCGAACAUUGGAAAAUUAUGCUGUGUUCAAAGUAUUUCCCACGAAAUGCAAAAUUUUCUCUGACCCUCUAAAAUGUAGUUUUUUUUUCACACUCUGAUGGCUAUUCCGGAUUUCGCGAAAACACUUCGAACACGGAAUUAGCCUGAAAAUAAUUCCUGGAUGGAUUAGUAGGUAAAGUGAUUAUUCAGAACCGUGAAUAACUUAAGUUUGAAGGUUAAUUCCUUGAAAAUUCUUCGGGAGUCGUCCAUUUAUUCAUUGUGAUGUAUGGAACAUUAGUAUUGAAUGCGAGCGGCAUCUCAUCUAAAUUUCGAAAGUCCUUAAACUCGAAAAACUUCACGUUUCGCUUUUUUCGAACUUUUUUUUUUCUGUUUUCCGCUUUUUAUACGUUUAGCUACUUGAAAAUGUACAAAAUCGAUCUUCAAUAUUCGAUUCAGAUCGUCUACGGCGACGCCCACGUUUCGAACAAGAGGUUCAAAGGCGUUUCUCCCGAUGUUCCACGUCUCACCACGGUAUCUCCUCAAGCCAUUUUCCGCGAGUAUUUUCGGAUUGCCAGGUCGACAACGCUCCCGAGUUCGAUUCCCGCGUCUGGCUCCUCAAAAGAAAGCCCCAAGUAGGUCAACGCGGCUACUACUAUCCCAAGCUUUGAGGGACGACAUUCAUUCCUGUAUUUCAUUCUGUCGUUGUUUCGAUUUUUGCUCUCGUGUUUUCAUGUCCCUUUUUCUACUAACAUCCCUUGCAUGCUGCUGAAAUCUUGUCUCUUGUCCAAUCAUUUGUCUAACUUUUGCUUAACGCAUGUGAAAACUUCGAAGUCGAAAAAGUUAUGUAAGUAAACCCACGAUUCCUGGAACCAGGUGAUUUCAAUAGUUUCUUUCAAAGAAAUGCUUAAAUUCCCGGUCAUUUUUUAUAGUUUAGGCCGGAAAAUUGAUAGAUUUCAAAUCAGACUAAUUUUUUAGAAAUGAAAUUGUUCCAGCUUGUACUUCUAUGUCGAAUGAGCUAACGGACUGCCAUUCUUUCUGAUCCAUCGAGCUUUUUCUAAACUUGAUUUUUUUAGCUGUUCACCUCGCUAGAUAUUAUAUAAGCCGAGUCUUGGCACCUUUAUCAGUAUAAGAUACUUGCUUGUCCCUCGAAUCUUUCAGCUUUUCAUUGUCCUCGUUCAGAACUUUCGUCUAAUAAUAAAGCGAUUUUCGAAAGAAUCGUUGUCCAGCUUGCUCUCGAAGAAAUGAAUGUGAUGGAUUAUUAACUAUUUUUUCAGUUCAUUAAAACCACCGUGCCCAAGGUAGUUCAACAGCCAUUGGUGAGUCUUUUUCGUGUUAUUCGAAGAUAAAUGCUCUUUCAGAGCCCCUUGAUGUUGUACGCCGAUCCGCAGACGAAACCUGAACCUAUCGAUUUCGGAGGAUAUCCUUACCAGUACCAGUAUAAUCAGCCACAAUACCAGCCGUCUUAUCAAUCCUACUACGCGGUACUUGGCUCAUUAGUGGACUAGACCACUUUUGGCCUCCCUAGAUCUAUUAUUUUGGAAAGUAGUAAUUUUUGCAGCGGGUUUCAGUGAAAUCUGCAUGAAUUGAGAGGUCGAAAGUGUUAUCAUUAAUCGGCCAAAGGAAGAAUCUACAUUUGUUUCCAGGACCGCAACCGCUACCCCAACCAGAACGUCCAGCAGUCUUCGGAAGUUUCCGGGGAGGCGAACGGCAGACCUCGCGACGGCUUCGACCCUUACGCCAACGUCGACCUCCGUCCCAACAGCGGUUAUUCCGUCGGCAACGACCUCCGUCGUGGUCAGGACGGAUUCGAAGAACAACGUCGUCAGCCCCAGCAAGCGCCUGCUCUGACCAAGAAAAAAGGCGGAGAAUCCGAAGGUUCCGGGGAUAAAAUCGUGGUGAAUGAAUUAUUUCAUGUUUUGCGCAAAGGAGGCUUUUUUGUGUGAAGAUUAAAAUUUUCUAUGAGUUCGUGAAGAAAAACUCUUCAAAGUUCUAAUUAAUGUUCUUCAUAUUCAUCUAUUUGUGCGAACUUCUAGUUUUUGAGAUAUAUUUGUAUUUAUCAUGUCAGUUACGCAAUUUUAAAUCCUUUCAUUUCAAGUUUCAGCCUUAAUUCUGAAAAAAUUUUAAAAUAACUGGAAAAUAUGUUUUUCGAAGGUUCGGUUAUUCUUUUUUUGAAUUCACAGGAAGUGAACCAAUCCAUUCAGAUAUUCAUUACAUGACAACACUCAACCAAUUUUUCAAGUUUUUUUAAGAAUAGAAGCCUUAGAGUCACAGCACGAAGGCAUGAGAGGGGACUUUGAAUCAUCUAUGCUUCGAAAGUAAAAAUAAAAAUAUUAAUUUUGAAAGAAGAAAAAUUUCGAUUGAAAACCCUGGAAAAUGAUCAAAAUUUGAAGAUCCCCUACAACAAUCGGAAUGGCUACGCUGUGGGCAGCGGCGUCGAGGCGCAGCGCGAAGACGACUCUUACCAGUACCAGGACCCCGUCCGACAGAAGAUGAUCCUCGACCGUCAACGCGAGGAAGAGCUCCAGAAGGAGCGUUAUCGCGAGGCGCUCCGCAAGCACUACGAGCAGCAGAGAAUCUGGCUCGAGAAGCAGCAGCAACCCGACCGCCUCGCUAGUGGACAGCGCUCUUCGCAGCCGGUCGUCGGAGGCGUAGGACAGCAGAAUCAGUACCAACCGUCCGGCCAACAAGUCUCCGUCCAGCAGUACCCCAUCCAAACCUAUCCGCUGCAGAAGGACGGUCGACAGGUCCUCGAAAGCCCGGGUGCAUCGUCUCCAGCCGAGCGGGACAGUCUCAGCCAGGACACCGGUCAGUUACGACCACAAGAGAGAGGAACUUUUCAAGAAAAAACCGUUUUCGCUUCACAGACCCCGUUUUUUUUUCUUUGUUCGGUUUCAGAAGGAAGGUACUAGCAACCUAAAAAAAAAUGGAAGUUGUACACAUCCUUGGUGAAACAUUGCACAUUACUGUCCAACUUCAGCCGCAUCGACGUUUGAUGUUCUCCGUCGCGGUCAGGGACAAGACGAAGCUUCGGCUCCGGCCGUCCAGCAGCCGCCCUCCGUCAACUACAACGUCGACCCGUCUCGUGGAACGUUUCAGAGCAUUUCCUGACCUUUUUCAAUUCCUAAUUCAGCGUCCACUUGGCUAAAGUCCGCCCGAAGACCCUCGUCCGCGACAAAAAGGGAAACCUCUACGAACAGAUCAUUGAGAAUGGGUAAAAUCUCAUUCUUUUUUUCUCGAUUUGGAUAGAAUUUUUGUGAUAGUGCCUUUUUAUUUGAAAAAGUUUAAAAAUUUUCGCGUUUUGAAAGCGGUUUUCAUCAUUCAAAUAGUAGGACUUGAAUGAACAGAAAAAAAAAUAUUUCCAUUUUUUUGCAAGAUUUUUUUUUAAUUAUUAGGGAAGCAAGACUUCUGAAAAACUCAUCCGUUUUUACUCUGAAAAAUGACUAAAUCAUAAGUUUCCUUCUAACUCGGUAAAUUGAAGCCAUUCAGUCUAGAAUGGCUUCAAUUACGUCUAGAAAAAAAGUUUUUUUGCACCGCCUAAUUUUUUUCUGACUUUUUUUAAUGUUUUUUUAUUUAUUAAAUAUUUUUUUCUAGGUCAGUUAAUUUUUCGAAUUUAAAAUGUUUAUAAAAAAAUUAAUUUUUCAUAAGAUUCUUGAUUGAAUGGUGGUCUCAUUUUUUUCAUUCAAAAGUUUUUUUAGAUUUCAGUGGGAAUAUUUCCCAUCCAUAUUUCUCAGUUCGAGGGUAUUCAGUUGAUAUCGAAAUAGGACUUUUGAUUUCAAAGCAAUGAAUAAUGUUUUGCAGUCGCACCUACUACUACGAGUACAUCGACCCGAGCUCCAACACGGUUCAACGGGGUCACGAUGUGAAGUUGGUCGAUUUUCAAGAUUUCUCUUCAUUUUCCAUCAAAUCCAGGAUCACGGGUAUCGAUCCCAACAUUGAGAGUGCGAUGGAGCGCGAAAGAGUCAACGAGGAGCAGCUCCGACGAAUUAUCGCUGCCCAGCGUAGAGCUGGUACUUUUUCGAGUUAUUAUUCAGAUUGGAUAUCCGAAACUGGAGAUGUGAAAAUUUUGCAUCUAUCGAAAGAAACAAGGCUGAAAAAAUUUUUUUGGGAAUUAAGGUUUAGAGACAUUCGCAUUAGUUUCUGCUGAUUCUGCGCCUUUUUUCGACCUGGAGGAAAAGAAAAGGAAAUUUAUUAUUUUCAGUUCAAAGUUCUCUAUUUAUAGUUCUUUAUUUUUAAGUUCUCACAUUUUUCAAAUCGAUUAUUUCUGAAAAAUGCAAAAGUUGGGAAUAAUCUGCUGGUCUUUCAAAGUCCUCUAUGAUCUCAAAUUGAAAAUCAGUUUCUUUUUUUAAUAAAGCCUAAAAAUUUUUCAUUACUAUGCUUCGAAACUCAAAAAGUUAUUGAGGCGCGAAUUUUUGUUUCUAGGCCCUAUGAAUAGAAGUAAGUUUAGAAGGUAAAAGGUAGAAUUAAAAAGUAAAAGUAAGCUUCAAAUAAAAACUGUUAACAUUUUAAUUAGCAAAAAGAGUUUCAUUCAUUCAAUAGUUACGGUAUGAUUUCAAAUACAAUACAAAAAGGAAUUUCGAAAAAGUUCGAAACAGUCAGUGCAUUUAGAAAUUAUUGCACAUCUUCAAUUACUAAUUUUCGAACCAAUUUCUGAAUUUUUUCGUUUUCAGGCAACGGUCAGGCGAGGCCCGGUCAGCGCGGCCGAGUUCGGUGAGAGAAUAUUUGUCUCAAACGAAUCUGAAUUCUUUUUUCCAGGCCGCCAAAUCCAUCCAUCGGGCCCUUCGGGUCAACCCGACGACAUGGUUGUUUACGUAUUCGAUAAGAAGGAAAAGAAUGCCAAACGGCGAAUUAUAGGAAGAAAACGCGUCCGAACCCAGAGAUCUUCCACCGUAACUUUAACCUUUUCCCUGUCUUUUCUUUCCCACGGUUUUCCUCUUCAUCGACAAAGUCGGAAAGAUCUUGCAUAGUUUUAAAGGAGCGAAAAAUUUUUUUUUCGAUGAUGUUUCAGUUUCUCAAAAUUUAAAGGCACAUAAUCACGAAAAACUUUACAGGGGAGCUUUUUUGUGGGUGACGUUUGGAUUUUCCUAUUAAUCGAUCCUGAAACUAAUAUUUCUGAAAAAAAAAAUGAUAUUUUACGCAGGUAGUAACAUCAAAAAGAUCUUUCAGCCUUUGUCUAUGUUGCUUCAUUACAGAGCUUCAAAAAAACCUUGUAUUAUUUGUAAAUUUCUUUUCAUGCUUUAUGGCUUUUUUGCGUUUCUGUUCUGUUUCUUAAGUUUCAAAUUGCCGGAAUGAGCGGCUUAUUUGUUUUAUGGAAAACUUUUGGGAUAAGGAUAUUUAUUCAAAUUUUGACAAAGAAAUGCAAAAGAUAUUGGAAAGAUUUUCGGAAUAUGAUUUUUUUGGCUUUUUGCCUUUGAACUGUUUCUAGACUUCAAAUCUUUUAAUACCAUGCUUGCUUCAUGAUGCGAUGCUGUUAAAAAUUAACGGUUUUACGCAAAUUCCCAUUCGGCCAGCAGAUCUCCCCCCAAUGCUUUCAUUUCCUCUGAAGAUCCACAAAAAGGUUGAAAAUUGCAGGAAACUCCCGCCACCACGACCGGAACCGACUGA